Cimex lectularius (bed bug) is the source of this 913-nucleotide messenger RNA. Its product is annotated as estradiol 17-beta-dehydrogenase 8-like. The record is from RefSeq and is a predicted model, not a curated record. The transcript has 6 exons. NCBI's taxonomy places the organism in Eukaryota, Metazoa, Arthropoda, Insecta, Hemiptera, Cimicidae. Gene Ontology annotation, molecular function: oxidoreductase activity, acting on the CH-OH group of donors, NAD or NADP as acceptor. Bases 85 to 816 code for a protein of 243 amino acids.
UUAACCGUCAAGGACAAUCCGACAAGGUCUGAGCUCGCCUCAUGGAAGAAGAAUCGAGUGGGAAAGUCAGACCAUAAAAUAAAAAUGCUCUGCGGAAAAUUAGCUCUUGUCACAGGGGGCGGAAGCGGAAUCGGCCGGGCGACCUGUUUGGCGCUGACCCGUGAAGGCGCCCGAGUUGUGUCCGCCGAUUUGCAGAAAGAUGCCGCCCAACGCACCGUCGAACAACUCCGAGGAGACGGCCAUAUGGCAGUUCAACUUGAUGUGAGCUCAGCCGAAGAUGUGGAGAAAGCUUGGAACUCGAUCCUGACACAGUACAAAGAACCACCGACGGUAGUCGUCAACUCAGCUGGCAUAAUACGAGAUAACUUCUUGCUCAAGAUGCCUUUAAAUUCGUUCAAUGAAGUCAUCAAUACUAACCUUACCGGAACUUUCAAUGUAGUCCAGAAAGCAUGUAGACAACUCGUGGAAUCACAGCUCAAUGGGAGCAUAAUUAAUCUGGCAAGCAUUGUCGGCCAGACGGGAAACAUCAGUCAAGCGAAUUACUCAGCGAGCAAAGCCGGUGUCGAGGCGCUCACAAAAACAGUGGCUAAAGAGAUGGGGAUGCACGGCAUUAGAUGCAAUGCGGUUGUGCCUGGUUUUAUAGAAAGCCCAAUGACUGAAUCUAUACCAGAAAAAGUAAAAGAUAUGUUCCGUAAAAGGAUCGCCCUCGGACGUUUUGGUCAGCCCCAGGAAAUUGCACAGGUUAUUACUUUUCUGGCGUCAGAUUGGAGUUCAUACAUCACAGGUGCAUCUAUAUCAGUUACAGGAGGGUUGUGAACAUUUUAUUAUGUAUAUUGAGGGGAGAAAAUUAAACAAAGUUAAGUAGUAUACAGUGCAGUCUCGGUAAUGCAAACCGAAUUCAGGCCACUCCAAA